GACCUGUGCUCAUCGUCUCGACAAAAGUCUGAUGGAUAGGAAAUGCGGAUGAAAGCCAAACAACAUUAUUCAGACAAAAGCAAACAACCCUUAUUACUUGGUUUGUUCGCUAUUCGCGGGGCACAAGGGUGUGUGUGUGUUUGAGUGUGCUCUCCCAGGAGCUUUCGUUUAAAUACCCUAAAAUAACAGAGCAGCUGACAACAGCGCCAUCAUCGGGAAUCAACCGAAAUUACGACCAACAAUUACAGACCAGAGCACACACAAACCGCAGAAUCACCAUCAAUGGUGGAAGUCCUUCCGAACGCGAAUCGGGAAGUGUGUAACUUGUUGGCAGCUGAGACGGAGGAAAAACUUGUAUUCAUAAGUGAUUCGUCGAAAAGUACCACUCACAUACACUCGGCUGGAUUCUGGAUCUGACGGUCCAAAUUGAAUUUUCCGAGAAAGAAAAGUGCUAUCCGGAGAAGCAGACAACAUUUCAAGUAUUUUGUGACGCGUCCAACACCGCCUCGUCACACAAUUCACAGCACCCCACGAGAGCCGGCCUGACAAGGUGGGAGGCUGGAUGGAAAAUUGAAUCGAAUGCUGGAAACUCUCAUUUCGCUACAUCUUGGUUGCUAAAUCGAGGAAUAGGUCAAUCUAACGAUAAGAAUUAAUAGUGCUCUACGAUGGAUCCCCACAAUCCAUUCAACUUUCACCUGGGUCCACCAACCAGUGCUGCCCAUUCUCACCAUCCGGAACCAACACCAAGUCCACCGCAGAGUGUCCCUGGUAGACGUACUCCUCUGGGAACCGUGGGUUUGGGUGGAUUCUACGCCCAACCACACGCAUCAGCUUCCGUUUCACUUACAGACGAGAACCGUCCGUCCGGUAGUGCUGAAAGAAGCCAUUUCAGUCCACCCCCGCAUCACCAGUCAGCUCCGGUUCCUGGUGGUAAACAAAAGAACCGACAGGGCAAAACAGUACGCUUGAACAUCAACGCCCGAGAGAGACGUCGAAUGCACGAUUUGAACGACGCCCUCGACGAACUGAGAAGCGUCAUUCCUUACGCCCACUCCCCGUCGGUUCGAAAAUUGUCCAAAAUUGCCACGCUGCUGUUGGCCAAAAACUAUAUUUUAAUGCAAGCCAACGCUUUGGAUGAACUGCGAAGAUUAUUGGCAUACAUCCAAAGUGCAGCCGGAGCGGGAGCACCAACCGUCGAUUUGAGAACAAUGCCUUCUGCACUGAAAUUGCAGCAACUACUACAAACACCACAGCAAGAGUUGCAGCAACAAGCGCAACAACAUCUACAGCAGCAGCAGCAAUUACAGCAACAACAACAGCAGCAACUCUCCCAGCAAAGUGGGCCACCGCCACCUAAUUCGAAUUCUUGAAUGUAAAAUUGAUAUGAAACAUGCCAAAAGUUCAAUUAUCUUAACAUGCGAGUGCUUGUGAACUAUUUAAAACAUGCAUGCUAGUCAGCGACUGCAACUUUCAACCAAUUUUCUAGUGAAGAAAAGUGGUUUAUAUAGGAUACUGUUAGCAAUACAAGUAUAUUAUUGAACUAGUCAGUUUUGUGAUGAAACGAAGAUAGUAUAGCUGUAUUAAUAUUUCAUACUUCGUAUUUUGAAUAAAGUAGUGCAUUAAACCUUUCUUUUA
Molecule: messenger RNA, 1635 nt
Organism: Topomyia yanbarensis
Lineage: Eukaryota; Metazoa; Arthropoda; Insecta; Diptera; Culicidae
Gene: Oli
Product: class E basic helix-loop-helix protein 23
Exons: 4
Coding region: 666-1370 (234 amino acids)
Molecular function (GO): protein dimerization activity
Source: RefSeq, a predicted model, not a curated record